This is a messenger RNA of Lolium rigidum, 1495 nucleotides long. Its product is annotated as CBL-interacting protein kinase 4-like. NCBI's taxonomy places the organism in Eukaryota, Viridiplantae, Streptophyta, Magnoliopsida, Poales, Poaceae. The record is from RefSeq and is a predicted model, not a curated record. Bases 1 to 1317 code for a protein of 438 amino acids. The transcript has a single exon. Gene Ontology annotation, biological process: signal transduction; protein phosphorylation. Gene Ontology annotation, molecular function: protein kinase activity; ATP binding.
AUGAACGGAAAGCAGAGCAAGAAGAAGAGCAUGGCGCCGCUGCUGGGCAAGUACGAGCUGGGGCCCCUUCUCGGGCGCGGCACGUUCGCCAAGGUGUACCUCGCGCACCCGGCGGCCGGCGGGGAACCGGUGGCGGUGAAGGUGAUCGACAAGGCGGAGGUGCUGGGCAUUCCGGGCAUGGCGCCGCGCGUGCUCCGGGAGGUGGCCGCCAUGCGCCGCCUGCGCCACCCGGGCGUGCUCCGCCUCCACGAGGUGCUCGCCACCCGCUCCCGCAUCUACCUCGUCAUGGAGCUGGCGCCCCGCGGUGACCUCCAGACCGCGCUCGCUGCGAACCGCAAGGGCUUCCCGGAGCGCACCGCGCGGCGCAUCUUCGUGCAGCUCGCGACGGCGCUCGCCCACUGCCACGCGCGCGGCGUCGCGCACCGCGACGUGAAGCCGCAGAACAUCCUCCUCGACGCCGCCGGCGGUCUCAAGGUCUCCGACUUCGGCCUCUCGGCGGCGCCCGUCGUCCCAGGCUCAGCCGAAUCCCUCCUCCUCACGUCCUGUGGCACACCGGCGUACGCGGCGCCGGAGGUGCUACGCCGCAAGGCGUACGACGGCGCCAAGGCGGACGCGUGGUCAUGCGGCGUCGUCCUCUUCGUCCUCCUUUCUGGCCGCCUGCCCUUCGACGACGCGAACAUCGUCGAAAUGUGCCGCAAGGCGCUCCACCGGGAGUACGAGAUCCCAACGUCGGUGUCCCCGCCGGCGCGCCGCCUUUUGCACCGCCUGCUCGACCCGAACCCGGAGACCCGCGUCGCCAUCGAGGCGCUGUCGGCGUCGCACCCGUGGUUCGUCAAGCGGUCCCUCAGCCUCGACUCGCAGCUCGGCGGCCUCAUCGACGGCCAGCCGGAGCGCGUGCUGCAGUUCCAGGCGCCCGCUGUGGCGAACGCGUUCGACAUCAUAUCCAUGUCGCCGGGGCUUGACCUGUCCGGGUUAUUCGGCGGGAGCAAGAGGAGCAGGGAGAAGCGGUUCAUGACGACGGCGUCGCCGGAGCAGACGCUGGAGCAGCUCGGCCGGGCCGGUGGGAAGCUCGGGUACAUGGUAGUGGGGAAGAAAGGAGGCGAGUGCCAGCGCCGUCCUCUGCUAGGGAGGCCGGCGAUAUCGGUGGAGAUGUCGGAGCUGGCGCCGCCGCUGAUGCUGGUCGAGAUGCGGCUAGAGACAGACGACGUCGAUGGAGACGGGGAGGUUCAAGUGUUCGGGUGGGAACAGUUGAGGGUUGAGCUAGGGGAUGUUGUUAGGGCUUGGCAUAGCUGUGAAGAUCUGCCACAAGUUUCCUAGUUUUUACUAGUAUCUUAUUACACUAGUUUUUUCUCUUAAAAAAAUAGCUAGAUGGGAAUAUGUUGGUGUUAAUUACUACUGGUGUCAAGUGUAAAAAGGUAGUACUCCAAAUGUCAAUAUGUGAAGCUAGCUCCUGUUUAUUAGGAGUAUUAUUUUUGUACUAGAAAGUACAUUGUAC